This is a messenger RNA of Trichomycterus rosablanca, 1998 nucleotides long. It is a transcript of the gene traf3ip2a, whose product is annotated as TRAF3 interacting protein 2a. The transcript is spliced from 9 exons. Gene Ontology annotation, biological process: positive regulation of canonical NF-kappaB signal transduction; humoral immune response. The record is from RefSeq and is a predicted model, not a curated record. Bases 47 to 1117 code for a protein of 356 amino acids. Lineage: Eukaryota; Metazoa; Chordata; Actinopteri; Siluriformes; Trichomycteridae.
UUUAUGAUCAGCGGAAAAGAAGAAAUAAUCUGAGGACACCCACAUCAUGGCUUCAUUUCCAGAAGCAUCCUGUCCUCAUCUCAGCAUUCCGGUAGAGAUGGACGAAUCAAUGACCUCAUCAUCUCUGGACUUGGCCUGGCCGGCAUGUGAGAAGUGCUCAACACAUGUUAAUAACAUCACAACACCGAAUCAGCCGUGUGGGAAUUUCUCGACUUCGUUUUCUAAACAUGACGAACCCUUAUUGAGCUCCCCCAGAGAGGAUGAAGAGGAUAUCGAGGAAAGUCUGGACCCGCCACUUCCUCUCCGAUCAGAUGUGGGGGAGGACCUGUGCCAGAAUAUUCCUCCUGAACCAGCACAACUUGCUCAUUACAUGAGGAAUCAGCGUUUUGGAUGCCCAUGGAUGCCUCCACCUGUUCACCAAAAUAUACACACACCACACACACCUGAGUACCAGAGAUACCCCCAAGCCAGGCCUCACAGAAACCCUGCAGUUCCCAUGAUGACGCCCCAGGACACAGCCCCUGUUAGAGAUGUAAUGACGGAGGCGUCGGUCUUCCCCUCUCAGCCAGUCAGAACAGGCCAAACUCAGUUUCAGGAGCUGAAGCGAACCAUCACUCUCCCUGAUGAAUGUCGAACAGUGUUUAUCACCUAUUCUGUGGAUACAGAGAAAUGGAUCUUCAAGUUUGUGAGAUUUCUGCUAAAUCAUGGCUUCAGGCCUGUGCUUGAUAUUUUCGACAGCGCUGUGCAGCAGAUGGACGUGAACAAGUGGAUGGACAGCUAUCUGAAAAACAAAUCAGUUCUGAUUAUUGUGGUCAUCAGCCCGAGGUAUAAACUAGAUGUGGAGGGUAAUGGAAUGGACCAACAUGGAUUGCACACCAAAUAUAUUUACUCACAGUUGCAGAACGAAUUCAUCCAGCAGCGCUGUUUGAAUUUUAGAAUUGUCCCUGUGCUCUUCCCCAACGCCAGCCAGAAUCAUGUACCGAUGUGGUUACUGAGUACCCGGGUGUUUCGGUGGCCUAAUGAUGCUCGGGAUCUACUGCUUCGUUUACUGAGAGAGGAGAGAUACAUUCCCCCACCAGUGGUGCAAGACCUCACUCUCAGCAUCAGACCCAUUUAACACAUUCUAUACUACACUGUAUAUACCCAUGCUACACAUACUCUGUACUCACGCUAUACAUAUUCUAUACACACACACAGUACAGUUUAUACACAUUCACAAUAUACACACACUGCAGUAUACCAGCAAAGAGCAGUUAGAUUGGCCAUCAUAAGUUAGUGGACCCACUGCAUAGUCAAACUGAAAUGAAAAUAUACCUCACUAUUGGACAUGAUGUUUUAGCAGUGAUUUACUACUGAUUUUACCUACACAUCCAAGGACACGGUUUAAACCCUAAUACCCAUAAUGUUUUACACCCCCACCUGUGCUGUAUUUAAUUACUGGGUGUAAAGUAUAAAGUAUACUAGUUUGCAAUGUCAUGACACAUGCUGUGGUUCUACUGAGUGAGGAAGUGUGUGUGGAGGUCGAUGUUAAAGUGUGUAAAUCAUAGUGAUUUAAAUGAAACCACUUCUUUACGUUGUGUCUGUGAAUGAUUAACGGCAGUUAACCUCGGCGGUGAUCUCUGCUGAUAAGACCCUUUACACAAUAAACAUUAAGAAAAAAACCUCCAUACAGGAUACACACCUCAUUUCCUCUCAACUAUAAAAUAACCCUGAGAAGCGGAGUGGGUGCUUUCCUCUACUUAACCCGGUCUACAUGACCUUCUAUAACAGAUGAUGAAGAGUUGUAAUAUGUAUUUAUAAUGUAAAUUAACAACCAACUUUUUGACAUUGGCUAGAAACCACUGUUUUAUGUACUUGUGUGUGAAAUCAAUGUAGCCCUAUUUAUAUGAGCCUAGAAGUCACAAGCUGUAAUUAACCGUAACAAACAACGACUAACAACAAGAAUAUUUGUGUUCCAGUCAUUAAGUUACAUUAACUUACAUUAAACCCCAAGAUCGC